This is a messenger RNA of Conger conger (European conger), 3469 nucleotides long. RefSeq names its product SHC (Src homology 2 domain containing) transforming protein 2 (gene shc2). The record is from RefSeq and is a predicted model, not a curated record. The transcript has 13 exons. Gene Ontology annotation, biological process: cell surface receptor protein tyrosine kinase signaling pathway; intracellular signal transduction. Gene Ontology annotation, molecular function: receptor tyrosine kinase binding. Gene Ontology annotation, cellular component: plasma membrane. The coding region runs from base 1 to 2088 and encodes 695 amino acids. Lineage: Eukaryota; Metazoa; Chordata; Actinopteri; Anguilliformes; Congridae.
AUGCUACUUAAGCCCAAGUAUGGCCGCUUCCGCAACGAGUCUGUGACCUCCUCCUGCGACGACCUCAUGCAGAGCCUGGCUAUGAGCGGGAAGGUGGCGGUGACCACCCCGCUGGCCCGGCACCCGGCCGCCCACGCCUCGCCGCCCCCGCCCCCGCUGCCCCUCUCGGACCGCCGGCGCCCGGCCGGCCCGCCCAGCGCUGCGCCCCCUCCCCCGCCCCCGGAGGGGGACCCGGACCAGGACGGGGCCACCACCUUCUGCAUGCUCAUCCCGCGGAUGCCCCAGUGGAAGUUCUCCAACGCGCUGCUCAGCCGGAGCCCGUCCAACUCCGGCUCGUCCGGAUCGUCCGGCUCCUCCUCCGGCAAGGACUCCGGGCGGGGCGGCGCCGCGGCCCCCCAGGGCCCCCCGCUGGGGCCCGGAGGCAUGCCCCUGAGCGGGCCCGUGGCGAGUUUGGCGGCGGUGCUGAACUCCUGUGACCCCGUGUGUGUCACGUCCUGUUCCCUGCAGGCCGUCGCCCGGCAACGCUGCUCCGGAUCGGCGGGGACGGGACCGGAGGCGGCCGGAGCGUCGGGCAGCCCGGGGGGCUCGGGGAUGAGCCGCAGGGCCAGGCUGGAGGGCAUGCGUCUGGGCCGGGAGGACCUCAGCCAGAAGGGCAGCUUCAUCCACAAGCCCUCCCAGGGCUGGCUGCACCCGGACAAGAAGAUCACCGGCACCGGAGCGUCCUACGUGGUCAGGUACAUGGGCUGCAUCGAGGUCCUGAAGUCCAUGCGGUCCCUGGACUUCAACACACGAACUCAGGUGACAAGGGAAGCCAUCAACAGGCUGUAUGAGGCUGUGCCGGGGGUCAAGGGCAUGUGGAAGAAGAAGGCCACUAACAAGGCCCUGCAGUCCAUCAUGGGGAAGAGUAACCUGCGGUUCGCUGGGAUGAGCAUCACUGUCAACAUCUCCAUCGAGGGGCUUGGCCUGCUCGUGCCCACCACGCGACAGGUCAUCGCUCAUCACCCCAUGCAGUCCAUCUCCUUCGCCUCCGGCGGAGACACGGACACGCCAGACUACGUUGCCUACGUUGCGAAAGAUCCCGUCAAUCAGAGAGCCUGCCACAUCCUGGAGUGCUGUGACGGUCUGGCCCAGAACGUGAUCAGCACCAUCGGACAGGCCUUCGAGCUGCAGUUUAAGCAGUACCUGCACAGCCCCCCGAAGGCCAUCCCCACCAUGGACCGGAUUAUCCGGACGGAUGAAUCGGCGUGGGGAGACGACGAUGACUCUACCGAGCACGACUACUACAACAGCAUCCCGGGGAAGGAGCCUCCGGUCGGGGGAGUGGUGGACUCCCGACUGAGGCAUUCCGGAGCCAUGCUGGGCCACAUCCACACCCAGCCCCAAAGCAAGACCCUGCAGAUGGGAUCCCCGGCGAAGAGAGACACCACCUCCUCCCUGCCUGCAGUGCAGCUAUGCUACGACGUCCACUGGGACACCGACAGCAACAGCAGCUCAGGCCUGACCUCGGAUGGAUACCUCCGAGCCGAUGGGCAGCCGCCUGGUUGCCGUGACUACGAGGAGCACCUGUACGUGAACACCCAGAGCCUGGACGGCUGGGAGCCGGGGACGGAGAGGGGCAGGGGCGGGCACGGCCCCGAGAGUCCCAAAAAAGACAUCUUUGACAUGAGGCCCUUUGAGGACGCUCUGAAGCUGCACGAGGCGGGGGUGGGUGUGUGCGUGCUGGAGGACCAGUGGCCCAGUCCGCCGCGCCGCCGGGCCCCCGUGGCCCCCACGGAGGAGCAGCUGCGCCGGGAGGCCUGGUACCACGGCCGCAUGAGCCGGCGCGACGCAGAGAAGCUGCUGGCGCGCGAUGGGGACUUCCUGGUGCGCGACAGCGCCACCAACCCCGGGCAGUACGUCCUGACCGGCAUGCACUGCGGCCUGCCCAAACACCUGCUGCUGGUGGACCCCGAGGGUGUGGUCCGCACCAAAGACAUGCUGUUCGAGAGCAUCAGCCACCUGAUAAACUACCACCUGCAGAACGAGCUGCCCAUCGUGGCUGCGGAGAGCGAGCUGCACCUCCAGCAGGUGGUCCGGCGGAAACAGUGACCCCCCCCCACACAAAUGCCUGAACCGCGGUCCUGGGACUUGACGUUCUCUCCGUUGCUGGGCAGUGACAUGAUGUUGCCGUUCUGCCCCGUUGCCCAGGAGACAGAGACGGGACGUUCCGUGCUUGACCUUGCGCGGGGGUUCCUCCUUGCCUCGCCUUAAAUAACUGACACUCGGGCCCCUGCCCCAGGGCCAGCAUGGGGAGGGAGGGACGUAUUGGCAAGGUCCACGCAAAGCCAUUCAUCUCAACAGAACAAUCUGCAUGCAGUUGUUAUGUUAAUGGGUGCUGUCUCUGAACCCUGACCCCGAAAUCAGACUCGUGCGGACGGACUUGGGGAGCAGGCUGUCAUAUCGGAAGAUGAGGACCUGUCAGAAAAGGAAAAGUUGCUCUUGAGGUCCCCGCAAGUCCCAAGUCCCCGCAAGUCCCAAGUCCUCACAAGAAGGAAACACACAUUUUUGAAUAGAAUCUUGCACUAAACCUGUGCUGCAAGGUUGGGCUGGUUCUGAGCACAGUAACCAUGGAGACGAAUGUAAGGGACUUCCAUUAAUCCAGAGACUUUUUCGAUGGGAGAAUGUGGACACCGCUGAAAACACAACAUUAAAACAUGUCAUUGUGUGCGUGUGUGUGUGUGUGUGUGUGUGUGUGUGUGUGGGAUCUACGGCUCUGUUCAAAUGUUUGUUGUGCAAAGGAAAAAUCAGGCAGUGUACUACCCUUUUAUUUCUCAUUCAUUUUAUCAUGUGAGGUUAAAGCUGCUCUUUUUGUGGUUUGUAGUCUUUCUUCCUAUUGCUAAUAUGCUACAGAUCGCUAUUACAUGGAAAGCACCAUGGCCCAUGUACUGUGAACAAAACGAUGAUGGUCAGCCAUGUUGAGUGGGUUUAUAUAGCGAGGCACUUAUAUUGUACAGUAUUUCUUGUGAAUGUUAUUACACAAAACAGUGUUCUAAAGAAAUUGUAUUUCCAUAAUUUUGUUUCUUUAAAACGUCGCCAUGUUAAUUUAUUCUGACUUUACCUCGGGAGCCAACGCCGAUCAAUUUGUCGAAAGCCUCUCCUGCAUGAAGAAACGUAAAGGUGUUUUUAUCCCUGCAACGGCUGGGGGAAAAAACCAAGCCAACAUGGAGAAUCUGUAAAAAUCAGGCCCCUCACUCUGUUUAUCUCAUAACCUCAUCAUUGCUUUGUGUUACACUGGAGUUCUGGAACAUUCUGAACUCUAAAAUGGAACCCAGUGAAAAAAGACAAUGGUGACAUUUUUUUCCUUCCCGUUUUCAUAAAUGCUAUUGUGAAUGCUAAUGUUUUAACUGCAGGUUGUUUUUGCUCACAAAUUCAGCCAGGUCUGCAUAUUUCAGUUCCACCGAUUUGAUUCUCCUGCAAUGGCAGACACAUC